GCGUGAUGUUGGUAGCCUCAGACCAGUAGUAGCACCACCCCGUGAUAGGUAGGGCCGCCCGUGUGUGUGAGUGUGUAGCGUACGUGUUCGCCGCCUGCCUCCAGAACGUACGGUUUCGAUGGUGCUCCUGGUGGGUGCACGUAGACCACAGCGGACAGACACCUACCUCUCGCCCCGAGCAUCCCCUUUCCCCGUUGCGGCGGGCGGGCUCAUCAGUGUGUAACGGGGUGCGGUUCCGGUGUAGCUACACCCCAACACCCCGAGCGCGGAGGGAAGCUGUAAUUUGGACCGAGCAGCAGCAGCGGCAGGCUUUGCAACAAUCCGACCAACCUUUCGGGCAGGUGGACGGUGCUAAACAAAGAAGAGGACCGUUUCCUAUCGAUUCUGGAUGGCCCCAGUCCUCAGCAAUCAAACGGGAGCCGUGUGUUUAUGAAGCAAAACCAAACAAGCGUAAGUACUCGAUGGGACACCCGGAAAAGUUUUCUGAGCUUCAGGUGUCCAAAUAUGGCUCGAUAAGUGUGGGUGUGUGUGUGUGUGUGUUUGUGUGUUUAUUCGAUUUUUUUAUCGGCGACUCCGCUCUUCAUUUCGAUUUCCACCCAUGAGGCUUGAGGACCUCCCGGCAAGGUUUCUGUGUCUGUGUGUGUGUGUGUGUGUGUGUGUGUAUUUUUUAUUUAGAAAAUGUUCCAUUAGUGCGCGCCCUGAGGAAAACUCAUACGCCCUUCGCUUGCUCGGUGCGCUCCGAGUACAUAUUGUUGACGCGUUGCCUACGGGGGCUCUGUGAACGUUUUGAAUGUGGUUCUUGGACUUUAAAAUUCGGCAAUGUUUGUAUGGAUGUGUAUGUGCGUACGUGUAAGCCAUGUUAGUCUAUAUUUAAGUGAAAAGCUCGGCAAACACACCAAACACAAUAUAUCAUCAAUUUUCCUGUGAUGGUUUGUUUUUGCAUUGUUCAAUAAUUUCACUGUGUGUAUGUGUCGUACAUUUGUCUGCUCACCCCAUCCAUUGCGUGUGUACACGUGUGUGUGUGUGUGUGUUUGAUGUGGAUUUUCCCUUUGCCGCGCUAGGGCCCGCGUACCGAAAAGCUGACAAACCGUCACAGUUUCUCCUCUUUUGCGCGUGUCGCACUGCCGCAACGCCUGCUUCGCCUUCCGCCGCGCGUUUGACAUCUGUCGUUCGCCUCCUGCCUUGACAUACAGGCGCGCGUGUGUGUGUGUGCGUGCGUGUAGUAUUUGCCAUUGCUUGCUGUGGUCCAGUAGCCUGUGUGUGUGUGUGGCCCGCACAGAGUUGUGUUGUAAACCGUUUCGAAAGGCUGCUGCUGCCGCCGCUUUCCGCACGCUGUCAGUGUCAGUGAACCGGUAAAACACCACCGCAGGGGAAGGGUGUCGUGUUUUCCUUUUCCUCCGCCCAAAAACGCUUUUGUUUUUAGUGCCGCAGGUCCACCGAAACGGUGGGGCGAAGCAGGCAAAGGUCGAGCGCAAGAGUGGGAACCGGAGAGAGAGAGAGAGAGAAAAAGGUAAAUCACACAAAGGUUUGGUGCGAGAAUUGGUGCCGAAUUUCUCGACCGCAAAGGUAUGGAAAGAGCGCUAGAAAAAGAAGAAGAAGAAGAAAUCCAUAACCAAAAAGCCAAGCCCGCGCCCGGCCGUGCGAGCGUGGCUGCGUGUAUAUGUGUGCGGUUUGGUGCUUCACCAGUGUGUGCGUUUGUGUGUAUGUGUGUGUGUGUGGGAAGGUUUCAAUUGUUGGUGAAAAUUGUUGUAUUAGGUCUUCCCCGUGCCAUACGGUUCGCUUGUCCUUUUCGCGAAACAGGAGACAGAACAGUGAAACAGUGCGGAGCAGGGUAGGAAGCGGGGAGGAGGGCUUUUUGCAAAAUUAUAUAAGAUGCAUUCAUUUUUUUUAUAUCUGUGAUGAUCCUCACUGCCUCUGCGCCUACUUCUGAUUGCGUGCGUGUUUGUGUGUGUGUGAUUUGAGAUUUCUUUUUACAGGCGCGAAAUCACUUCUCUUUCUCUUUCUAUCACAUCAUCGUCAUACUGCUAGAAGAGCAGACACAAAAUAAAAAAAAAUACCACCCCAAACCGAUAGCGACAGACAAUCAAUCAAUUCCUCUACCAGCAAGCAAACUUUACGGUGGUGUGCCGUUCUACAAGCAACACACACACAGACAAACACUCCCGCAGAGAACGGAAGAGAAACAGAAACCUCGUGACGUCAUUUGACGUUUCGGAACGCCGCAAUCCGAGUGCAAUUUUCCGAGCGGAAAAAGAGAGCGAGAUGUGGGGGGGGGGGAGAGGAAAAAAAACGAUAAAAUACACACACACACACACACGCACACACUCGAGUCGAAAAGGAAAGCCGCGCUUUGCUGCCUGGUUUAAUUGUGAAAAGUGAGGUGAAAACUGUGAAAAGCUAGGAACCCAACAACACACCGAUUUGACUCUCAUCACACACCUGCAGCAAGCAAGGGUGCAGCCGCACCCUUUCGAGACGCACACCGGGAUCCAGAACGUCCUUAGUGCGCUCAUUGGUCGCUGUACAACGAUGCGACCAAAGCGAACUUAAAGCCUGUUUCGUCCUGCGCUUGAUGGUUUGCCGAACAGCAGCAGCAGCAGAAGUAGCAGCUCUGCUCACAAUAUUCUUAACCGACGCCGUCCAAGCCAGGGCAUAAGCUACACGUGUGUGUGUGUGAGAUUGAGAGAUAGACACGUCCCUGUUUCUUGCGCGCCCCUCCGGCUCAAAAAAAGCAAAACGAAAAUAAAACCGAACACCACGCCAGCAAACCCAAAGCCGACCGAGCGAUGCUCAACUCCACCAGCAAGCACAUCCUGCACUGUGCGCUACUGUUCGGGCUGCUGAUCGUGUUCGAGAUCUUCUGCGGCGGCAUCAAGGUGACGGAGAGCGCGUUCGUCGCGAUCGACCCGUGGGAGGAGUAUGGUACGCUGCUAACGAUCGUCCUGUACCUGCUCCGGCUGCUCACCUUCCUGACGCUGCCGCAGGUGCUGUUCAACUUCUUCGGGCUCGUCAUCUACAAUGCGUUCCCGGAGAAGGUGGUGCUCAAGGGAUCGCCCCUGCUCGCCCCGUUCAUCUGCAUCCGGAUCGUGACGCGCGGCGACUACGCGGAGCUGGUGAAGACGAACGUGCUGCGCAACAUGAACACCUGCCUGGACACCGGGCUGGAGAACUUCCUGAUCGAGGUGGUGACGGACAAGCCGAUCGGGCUGCCGAAGCACCGGCGGACGCGCGAGAUCGUCGUGCCGAAGGAGUACAAGACGAAGACGGGCGCGAUGUUUAAGGCGCGGGCGCUGCAGUACUGCCUGGAGGAUACGGUGAACGUGCUGAACAACAACGACUGGGUGGUGCACCUGGACGAGGAGACACUGCUGACGGAGAACAGUGUGCGCGGCAUCAUCAACUUCGUGCUGGACGGGAAGCACCCGUUCGGGCAGGGGCUGAUCACGUACGCGAACGAGAAUGUGGUCAACUGGCUGACGACGCUCGCCGACAGCUUCCGGGUGUCGGACGAUAUGGGCAAGCUGCGGUUGCAGUUCAAGAUGUUCCACAAACCGUACUUCAGCUGGAAGGGUAGCUACGUGGUGACGCAGGUUCACGCGGAAAAGGCAGUUUCGUUCGACAACGGCAUCGACGGCUCGGUGGCGGAGGAUUGCUUCUUCGCGAUGCGCGCCUUCGCCCAGGGCUACACGUUCAACUUCAUCGAGGGCGAGAUGUACGAAAAGUCCCCGUUCACGCUGACCGACUUCCUGCAGCAGCGCAAGCGCUGGCUCCAGGGCAUCCUGCUCGUCGUCCGCUCCACCGAGAUACCGCUGCGGAACAAGGUGCUGCUCGGCAUCAGCCUCUGCUCCUGGAUCACGAUGCCGCUCUCCACCUCGAACAUGAUCUUUGCCGCGAUCUACCCGAUCCCGUGCCCGAACCUGAUCGACUUCGUGUGCGCGUUCAUCGCCGGCUUCAACAUCUACAUGUACGUGUUCGGCGUGAUCAAGUCGUUCUCGCUGUACCGGUUCGGGCUGGUGAAGUUUCUCGCGUGCGUGCUCGGCGCCCUGUGCACCAUCCCGAUCAACGUGGUGAUCGAGAACGUGGCCGUCAUCUGGGGGCUGGUCGGGAAGAAGAACAAAUUCUACGUGGUGCAGAAGGACGUUCGGGCGCUCGUCACCGUCUAAGGCGCCGGGGAUGGCGGCCGGGGGUGGAGCGUAUGGUACAUGGUGUGUGGAUGGAGGGAAGUUUGCCGCGGUUCGCGGUCACCACACCUUUGCGUGUGCGCACGUCUCCCGCGUCGUUCACUGUUGGUGUGUCGAGAUCUCGAAAGCGUAAUGAUGAUGGGGAGUUAGUUUUUACGUGCGACACGCUCUUAGCGGUUAAGAUUUUUCUCCUUUUCGUUACCUCAUUCUAACUCCCCCCUCCUCUCCCAGGCAAAUGUACGUUACUUUACGGUGCGACUUCCGCCGCGCUACGUUCAGUGCAGAUACAAACGCGUUUUGGGCACUCUCAUACUACUGGGUGGCGCAUUGUGCUCCCCUUCUUCCCUUCUAUCUUCUCGUGUGUGUGCGCGCGCGCUUGCGAACCGGACAGAAUAGUAGUAAACUCGUUCAUCGGCACAUCACCGCUUCAACGCUUCAAGCAACUAAAGCACACCCCAAAAGGGCAGCACACCUUUUGGCGACGCUUGCGAGCAGGAAGCAGGAACGGUGCCGGAGGGGGGAAAAAGGGCGUAGAUUAGCUCUUAGCACCCGUCAAACACAGACCAAUAGUCCGGUUCGGCAAAGGUGGCGCAAAGCAGCACGAGCCCAAGCACUCCCACUCACAAACACCACUAAAGCGGGCAAAGGAUACGGUCGAAAAGCAAUUUUUAACGCGUAGCAUUACUAAGAGAGAGCACCAUUCUUUAUAUCAAAGCAAACGGGAAAACGGAAACGGAAGGAGGGGGGGAUGAAAGGAUUAUAGCUAAAUAUCGGUAGUUUGAAUAUACAUUUAAAAAAAAUCAAGGCGACUGACAACGGUCCCGCUACAGCAAAAA
Messenger RNA from Anopheles gambiae (African malaria mosquito), 5017 nucleotides. Its product is annotated as beta-1,4-mannosyltransferase egh. The coding region runs from base 2787 to 4163 and encodes 458 amino acids. Gene Ontology annotation, molecular function: beta-1,4-mannosyltransferase activity. Gene Ontology annotation, cellular component: cytoplasm. The transcript is spliced from 3 exons. The record is from RefSeq and is a predicted model, not a curated record. NCBI's taxonomy places the organism in Eukaryota, Metazoa, Arthropoda, Insecta, Diptera, Culicidae.